AUGCCCUUUCUGCGGGUUAUUAGUGGCCUUUCAAAGAGUGGAUUCUACUACAAACCAAGAAAUCUAUUAAACUGGACUGCUUGCUUUGGCAGGUAAGUUGAGCAAGCUACCACUUGCGUAACCAAGCAUAACCUAUCUUAGCAAAAACUGCCUGGACUUUGUAAACUAGCUAGAUUGAUUAUUUUUAAUUUUUACUUAAUUGUAUUCAACAUACAAUGUUACAAGCAUGUUUAUACUUAAUUUUUUUUUUUUUUUUUAUCAGAAUGUACAUAUAUUUUCACUGUACAUGUAUUUUUUUCUCGGGGAUAUUAGCGCUUAUGUUCUGCUCAGUCAAUUCCAAGCGUGCCCAUCGUUCCCCCCCCCCCCCCCCCCCCCUCUCACACCUCACUCUUCUGAUUACCCUAUAAUUUCUCAAAUAAACCACACACACUUUAACACCCCUCACUCAUCAACACCCACAAAUCUCACACCCUAAAAACACCCUUUCAAUCAACCCCCCCCAACUUAAUCCCCUCCAUCCCCCCCCCCCCCCACCUCCUUCUAAUCACUAAACUUCGGAGUUACCGUAAAAUUCCCAAAAUAAGCCCCUGCAUAUAUAAGCCCCUCCAAAUAUAAGCCCCCCAAACUCGUAACUCAAAAAACCCUCCUUUAAAUCGCCCCUCCAAAUAUAAGCCCCCCGGGGGGCUUGUACUUGGAAAUUGCCCUCAAGACAAAGUAAAACAAGGCCAAAACGGUAAAUUUCCUUCCAUUUAUAAGGCUAGCCCAGUCGAUUUUGAAACGCAAAUUUCCCUCGGUAGAUAAGCCCUUCCAAAAAUAAGCCCCUCAAAAAGGGCCUUUGAAAAAUAUAAGUCCCGAGGCUUAUUUUCGGAAUUUUACGGUAUUCAGCGUCCUGCAUUCAGCAUUUGGUGUUUAUCAUUCUGCAAAAUACCCCUGCCAUGAAGAAGACCAGGCCAAUGGCUUAAUGUCACUGAAAAUACUGCAUCACAGGCAACAUGAUCUUACCAGUAUUUUAAAGUCCCUGGUUUAAGUGAUACUAAAUCUUUGCAUUUUAGACGGUCACUAAUGGAACUGUAUUUUAUUUAGUGUGAAUAAGACUGACGGCAUAUUUGAUUUACCUUUUAUCAGCAGGAAGUUGACUCAAAUCAGACAUGCAUCAUCUGCUGUGUCCCCUGGCCAUAGGAUCUCUGCAAUAACUACUAACAAUGAUUCUGUGUCUGUCAGUUGGACAGAUGGAAGCACUGCUGAUUUUCACCACAUCUGGCUGCGAGAUCAUUGCCGGUGUCCUCAGUGUUAUAAUUCUACCACACAUCAGAAAGAGUUUAAUAUAGUGGAUAUACCCCUUGACAUUAAACCUUUUGAUGUGUCCUUGAAUGGUCCUAACAGCUUGUCAAUCAAAUGGCCAGACAGUCAUGAAACUGAUUUUGAUGCUGAAUGGUUAAAACAGAAUUGCUAUGGGAAGCAAGGUGCCUUUGCGGUAACCAGACAAGCAGAACAGAAGCAAAAGCAUUUCUUGUGGGACAAAAACAGCAUUGAAACUAACCUACCUUGUCCUCUUCAAUAUGGCAAGAUCACUUCUGACGAUGAUGAGCUCAAUACACUCUUUUUUCGGAUUGUUAAGUAUGGCUUUGCAUUUGUAGAGGAUACACCCACCACUGUUGAUGCUGUAGAAAAUGUGUCUAAACUGUUAGGUGGUUUUGUCAAGGAAACACACUAUGGCAAAAUGUGGGAAUUUUCAAAUGAGGUGAUGGAACAUGCAGACACUGCAUACACUUCAGAUUACCUCCGUGGACACGUCGAUAGCACCUAUUUCUCCCACCCUGCUGGACUUCAGUUGUUGCAUUGUGUGGGGCAUGAAGGAACAGGCGGACUGAAUUUGCUAGUGGAUGGUUUCUUCGCAGCAGAAAAGCUGAGACAAGAAGACAAGGCGUCCUUUGAAAUCCUGUCAUCCACGAUUGCCCGCUUUCACUACAAGGAUGAAGACCUUCAUUUGAAAGCACAUGGGCCAAUCAUUGAAAUAGAUCCAUUUGAUGGAUCUUUGUCCCAGAUAAGGUUUAAUAAUUAUGAUAUGGAUAUCAUGGAUUGGUUGAAAUAUGAUGAAGUUACUCAGUUUUACAAGGCUUUAAGAGCAUACAGUGCUAUCACGUGUGCCCCUGAGAAUCAAUUCUGGUUCAAGUUGGUUCCUGGUUUGUUGUUGAUUAUGGGUAACUGGCGGGUUCUCCACGGAAGGUCAUCAUUUACUGGAAGGCGGUCCAUGCAAGGGUGCUAUAUCAAUGGAGAUGACUUCUUUGGAAAAUACAGAGCAAAAGUAUUGGCUCUAAAGAAGACUUAA
Molecule: messenger RNA, 2329 nt
Organism: Porites evermanni
Lineage: Eukaryota; Metazoa; Cnidaria; Anthozoa; Scleractinia; Poritidae
Source: the annotation of a GenBank genome assembly